CUGUUGGGACUGACUAUUGGCUCAAUAAUACAUUAUUCAUUGAAAGCCUCUGAACAAGUGCCUCAAUUUACUGUCGACCUCUUCUUCUUUGUAUUACUUCCGCCAAUAAUCCUGGAAUCGGCCUAUUCUUUGCAUGACAUCGCAUUCCUCACAAACUUGGGCUCAAUAUUGGGAACUUUCAUCAACAUAGCCCUAAUAGGUCCAUCACUGUUUCUCAUUAAAUUAAUACCAUUCAAAUGGUUGGCUUUCCCUUCCAUCUCAUUCCUGGAGCUAAUGGUUUUCGGCACCGCUAUCAGUGCUGUCGAUCCCGUCUCUGUUUUGGCCAUAUUUCAAGAUUUAUCAGUCAAUAAAUCUUUGUAUUUCCUAGUAUUCGGUGAAUCCCUUCUAAAUGAUGCUGUGGUAAUCGUUGUGCACCGGAUAUUAUGCUCAAUGUUAGGACAGACUAGUGUGGCGGCCAUGGAAUUCCUAAAGGGUUUCCUAUCACUCUUU
This is a messenger RNA of Oppiella nova, 489 nucleotides long. The record is from the annotation of a GenBank genome assembly. NCBI's taxonomy places the organism in Eukaryota, Metazoa, Arthropoda, Arachnida, Sarcoptiformes, Oppiidae.